Molecule: messenger RNA, 1197 nt
Organism: Belonocnema kinseyi
Lineage: Eukaryota; Metazoa; Arthropoda; Insecta; Hymenoptera; Cynipidae
Exons: 1
Coding region: 1-1197 (398 amino acids)
Source: RefSeq, a predicted model, not a curated record
AUGCCGUGCAUGUCCAAAGGCUUUUCAAUCCGCGCGUUGUACGAUAAAACUCAAAAGCACAUUCGAGCACUUCGCGCAUUAUCAGUCGAAGUAGAUAAGUGGGAUUCCAUAAUUAUCCACCUGAUCAAAGGGAAAUUAAACAAUUACAUAAUUGAAAAAUGGGAAGAAUCUACCAGCAAUGAAGACUUACCCACCUUGCAAAACAUAUUAGAUUUCUUAGAGCGCCGCUCCCAAAUUGAGGAGACAAGAGCAGCUAUUAAUCAGACCCAAAAUCAAAAGGCUUUAAAUCCAAAAUUCAAUACCAAUUCACGUCAGGGUUCGCGUUCACAAUUUCAUUUUACAGGUGCUACCACAGCAUUGCCCGCGAGUUCAAAUAGCUCUCAGACAAAUAACAAUGCCUUCAAAAUAUCAUGUUACAUUUGUAAAGGAGAACAUGGGGUUUACGCUUGUAGUCAAUUUUUAAACUUGUCACCCAAAGAGCGGUACGAAGCAGCAAAAAGAAUUUCUUUAUGCCCUAACUGCCUUCGCGGGAAUCAUCAUUUGAAAAAUUGCGUAUCGAGUGGGUGCCGAAAAUGUGGAAAGAGACACAAUUCUCUCUUACACUUUGAGAAUCCCAGACCUGAUAACCAUUCAAAUCCAAGAGCAUCACAACCAAAUCAACCUGAUAAUUCAAAACACCCAAAUUCUGCACCUGUUUCUAGUUACCAGCUCGUGAUUCCUUCUCAAGUGGUUUUAGCCACGGCCGUUGUCGAUGUCCUCGAUAGUCAAGGGAAUUCAUACCCAUGCCGCAUAAUGUUAGAUGGAGGUUCUCAACCUCACAUUAUCAUUGAACGCUUAGCAAACAAAUUACGGUUAAAAAGAACCCCAGUCGAUAUUCCUCUUGGAGCAAUUGAUAAUCUCUCCACCAUAGUCAAGCAUACGACAAAUGUCACAAUCAAGUCUCGUUAUACAAAUUUACUAUGUGAUCUGUCACUUUUCAUUGUUCAAACGAUCGGUACUACAAUGCCUUCAAUUCCAAUUAACCGAAACUCCAUUUCAACCCCACAGAAUCUCUUUUUGGCCGAUCCAGAUUUUCACAUUCUAGCCGAAAUAGACAUGAUUCUGGGUGCUCAAUACUUUUAUCAUUUCUUGCGAACUAGAAAAAUUUCAAUUGUAGGUCCCCAGCCGUUUUUCAAGAAACGGAGUUCGGUUGGGUAG